Messenger RNA from Chanos chanos (milkfish), 4071 nucleotides. RefSeq names its product zinc finger protein 608 (gene znf608). The coding region runs from base 1 to 4071 and encodes 1356 amino acids. The record is from RefSeq and is a predicted model, not a curated record. Gene Ontology annotation, cellular component: nucleus. Lineage: Eukaryota; Metazoa; Chordata; Actinopteri; Gonorynchiformes; Chanidae. Gene Ontology annotation, biological process: regulation of transcription by RNA polymerase II. The transcript is spliced from 9 exons.
AUGUCAGUCACCUCCUCUGUUGAAGAGAGUAUUAAACCAAACGGAGUUGAUACCUACGACAGUGGUGAUGACUGGGAGAUUGGGGUUGGAAAUUUAAUAAUUGACUUGGAUGCCGAUUUGGAGAAAGAUCGACAGAAAUUGGAGAUGAAUCGUAUUUUGAGCAUAAAAAGCACCGUGAAAGGUUGUGACGAUCUGGCAUACAAUUGUGCAAACGCAACCGCUGUGUUAGAUGGCCUUACAUGUCCCUCAGUGCAGCCCUGUGUUGCCCGAGGAAAUGUCAGCAAGGACUCUAAGAAAUUCCGAUUGAAAAAAAGAAAUUCUUCGAAUGACAGUGACAAAUUCCCCUCGCUUGACACACUGUGUGGAAUUCCUAAAGUAUGCAUUAGUAAACGACGGGAAGCUCAAGGACGCCCCAGAGAGGCAUUUGAAAUGAAUUCAGCACCGGACCAAAUGAACAGCAACCCCGACACAAGUGAUGUAACCGUUUCUUGCGCCAAAGGCAAAGAAGGGAAAAAAGGGAAAAAUCAAAGCAAAGGACUGAAAAGGGAGAAGGAUUCUGUCAGGACGCGCAAAGAUAAGCAAAGCGAUGGACCAACAAGCUUUGAAUUCGGCCCAGCAUCGGAGAAUGGUUGUGCGUUUGGAGGGAAGGAGAAUCCAUGCUAUUGUGGAGACAACGGAAUGGGAGACAUCAACAGAGGCGGAAUGGAUGCUGGGAUGAGGGGUAGUGCUAUUGUUGUUGAAAAGACUGACGAAACCAGCACACCAGACCAUAUUCAGAAAACGUUGAACAUUAAGACCAGGUCAAUCGGAACCAACACCCAGGAGGCUGAGAGAGCCACAGACUCAGGCUUCAUGGAACCAUGUCAGCCAGGCACAAGUGUCAAUCUAGAGGCUAUUGUUUGGCAUGAAACUGAGGAAGGUGUUUUAGUUGUGAAUGUAACAUGGAGGAAAAGGACUUAUGUGGGGACUCUUUUGGACUGUACAAAGCAUGACUGGGCCCCACCCAGAUUUUGUGAGUCACCCUCAAGUGACUCUGAAAUGCCAGGUGGAGGCCGUGGACGUGGAAAACGCAUGCGGCUGACCAUUCCAGAUCAACCUUUGGUUGAACCUGGUCUGUCUAAGGUCAGAGGGCUGUCGUAUAAGAGGCGCGGUGUUGGCAUUGGAAAUAAAGGGAGAAGAGGCAGUCUGAAUCUCAGUAACUGCAGGACAAACCCAUUUUAUUCUGUGGAGGACAUCAAAUCAAGUCCACUAAUCUGUGGCAAGAGGAAAACAAAGGUUCCAGCUGAAUUGGAUCUGAGUUUGGUCACAGAGGACAUAAAGAAUGGAAAUGGAAAAAGAAUACGUGCCAAGUCCAGGAGUGCUCCUUCCACCCCGCAAGGGAAAUCAGAUCCCGUGUUUAUGGAUCAGGUAUGUGCUUCUCCGAUGCUCAUAGACUGUCCGCAUCCAAACUGCAACAAAAAAUACAAGCAUAUCAAUGGCCUCCGGUAUCAUCAAUCACAUGCGCAUCUGGAGAGUGACAACAAACCAGAAUUUGAAGCAGAAAGCGAAGACAGACUCUCAGACUAUGAAGAGCCUAUCACCAAUAUGACUUUUGACUGCACUGAGAUGUCCAGUAGUGUUUCCAAGAAGGCAAAACCUGUUUUCAAGCUUAAUUCACUUGGGUCUUCAAAAGGGAGAAAAGUAUCUCUCAGUAAUGAUCAUGGCCCCACAGUCAACACUAAAACACGGAGGACUAUGGUGAACAAAGAAGGAGCUAUCGAUGACUUGAGUAACCUGCCACUCAUCUCUAAUAUGUCUGUGGUGCUUGAGAACUGUCUCAUCACUGAUCGAAAUUCAUCCGUUGAAAUGCCAAAACUCGAAGCUGAGGGUGCGAUCGAUAAAAGAGACAUCUGUGAGAAAGUUAAAAAAGAAAACGCGGUUGCCGACAGAUGCUCCUCUAAAUCCAGGACCAACCGGUUGAUUACCUCUCCUCCAGCCCCACCAAAGCUGAUUGCCAUUCCCACAACUCCAUUCUCCCCUACCCCUGAGGGCACAUCCAAUCAAUCUCCACCAACUGUCAAUCUAACAAAGGCAAAGAACCUCUCUCUUAAACCUAUCAAGCCAAAGUUGGAUAUUAUUGCACAGGUAAAUGUGGCAAAUGCUGCCUUUGUCACUAGCAAAGAAAGUAAAAGAAAAGAAAGACACCGGUUGAAAGAUAGAAAUGGCAAAGAGACCAGGAGCCCUAAAACAGAUCCCACUUAUAUAAGAGCAGAUGAUGGAAAGAGUAUAGGGAAGGACUUUCCUGUCAGUCUCCUGAAGGAGCACUUGAGCAAGCAAGACACUAUAAAUGGCCCAAGUGAAACUCAAGAAAGUCGAAUGGCGAGUAUCAGGGCCGAGGCCGACAAGGUGUAUACUUUCACUGACAACGCACCUAGUCCUUCCAUUGGUAGCUCUGCAAGAAUAGACCCAGGAACUCUUGCAAAUGGUGACGGCACUAAGACAAACAGCCCAGCUUAUUCAGACAUCUCUGAUGUCGCAGAGGACGGUGGAUCAAACACAAGAUCCAGGACAAACCUGGCUUCUGAUUCAAGCACCAGCAUCAAUGCCAAGAUGUCCUCCUCUGGCACUCCUAUUAUGACAGUUCCAGUAAAAGAAUCCCAGUCAACAUCUCUGAGCCAUGGAUAUGAGCCACACGGACUCCAAAAUUAUAUGCAUGCUGGGCAGCCCAAUACCACCACUUUCCUGAAGAUCUCUACCGGUUACGGGAGGGCUAAAGAGGACAUAAAAGAAGUUCAUGAGGAUAUGAAAAGCACAGAGCCGAGUUCAGAGUCAAGUUCCCAGUCACAGCUUCAGUUGGCCAUGACACAAACACAAACUGCAUUAGCUCAAUCCUUAUACUAUGGGCAGUACACUCGAAGUAUUUCAAUGGACCAGAAAGUUGUAAUGGUGCCCAACACCCACAGACAGUCCUCUGAGAUGUGUUGUGAUGAUGUUCAGUACAACAAGCAAAGAAGUGGUCAAGCUAGACGAGAACCUGAGCAGAGAGAACGGUCAAAGGAUGAGCCAAAGAUGAUCAUUUCAUCUGGGGUCAUUUCUAAAGGGACAAACUCUAUCAAAGUCAGCUGUACGAAACCUAGCCUCAUCUAUGUUGAGUUGAACAAACAACUGCCUAUUCAGCAGCCACAAGGGAAGUCGACAUUUAUCGCAAUGACAAAAGACCAGGGGCUUGAUAAGGAGUCAGAAGACUUUAAAACAGAUGAUCCAAAUCAAAAGACAAAUGUGGACUCUAAUCCAGCAUUAUUAAAGGACUCAGAUACUCAGUCCUGGAACUGCUCCUAUCAGUCUAAAUAUACAAAGCAGCAGAAUCAAGAUAUGAGCAAGAUCUCAGAGGAACUGAGUUCUGACAAAUCUAAAGACUGGCAGAUGUCCCCAGAGCAUGGAUCUAGGUUGGAAGCAGAGCUUCAAAAUGCCAAGCAUCAAGACAGUCCAUCUGAGGACAGUCACUCCGAGCGUACGAGAGCAGAUGAGGAGGAGACUCCUGGGGAGGUAUCAGAGGACUCCCAGAGUGCAAGAGUAGCUGUAUCAUCUCCACUGAGUCCCCAGCAAUCCUAUAUCCAAUACCAACAUUCAUACCCUUAUCUACACUUAUGUGAUACAAGUAACAGUGCUUACAGAGUGAUGUCGCCUGCUUUAGCACACAACUACCCAGGUUUCCACUACCCUCUUUAUGGGAAAACAGCUGGGAGAGAGGAGUCCGAUAUGGCCCAGAACAACUGUGGCUUGAACAAGACGGUCAGUGACUCUACAGCUCUGGAGCUGUUGCAACGCAACAACAUGCCAUACCACGGAAAAUCUCCGGUGCCUGGGGAACGAGGAUCUCCAGAUCAGGAGAGAGAGACAGAGCGGGAGAAGGAGUCCGUCCCUUUUGCCCGGCACCUUCACACACAUCAUCACACGCAUCUUGGCAUCGGCUACACUCUUGUGUCUGGACAGUAUGACCCUUUUCAAGGUUUGAAUUCUGCAGCAUUAGUUACCAGUCAGCAGGUGUCAACAGCACAGAAUUCUUCGAAUGAAAACGAUGGGAAGAUGUGA